Molecule: messenger RNA, 408 nt
Organism: Vicia faba (fava bean)
Lineage: Eukaryota; Viridiplantae; Streptophyta; Magnoliopsida; Fabales; Fabaceae
Source: the annotation of a GenBank genome assembly
AUGAAGUUCAAUAAAACCAUCUUUCUUUUGGCCUAUCUCAUGGCUCUGGCCAUUACACCAUCAUUAGCAACAUCUUACGAAAUGGAAGAACCGAACUCUAAUCUUCAAAGAACAACCCACUUCUUCCAUUCUCGAAAACAAAAUAGAGUCUCAUUAACAUGCGACAAAAACCCCAAAGUUUGUCAUAUCAAAGGUAGCGCAGGCUCAGAUUGCUGCAAGAACAAAUGUGUCAAUUUUACGAUAGACGUGUUUAAUUGUGGGAGGUGCGGAAAGAAAUGUAGUUUUCCCAAGAUAUGCUGUGAAGGUAAAUGCGUGAAUCCUAGGAGUAACGAAAAGCAUUGUGGGAAAUGUGGUAACAAAUGUGACAAUAGAGGUUCUUGUGUUUAUGGAAUGUGCAGCUAUGCUUAA